AUGAUGGAAAAUAGUUCUGUAAUAACAAUGUUUUUUCUUUCAGGUUUAACUGAAUCAAAGAACAACAGGUAUAUUCUCUUCUCUCUCAGUUUGUUAUGUUACUGUGUCAUUGUGCUGGUAAAUAUAACUCUUAUUGUGACCAUCAUCUUGGAUAAAAACCUCCAUGAACCAAUGUAUAUUCUGCUGUGUGCUUUUUGCAUGAAUGGACUUUAUGGAUCAACAGGUUUCUUCCCCAAGUUUCUGUGGGAUCUGCUCUCUCCUGUUCAUGUCAUCUCUUAUUCUGGAUGUCUUCUUCAGGUUCAAGUACUAUACUCGUCUGCAGGCAGUGAUCUCUCCAUUCUUGCAGUAAUGGCCUAUGACAGAUAUGUGGCUAUAUGUCGAUCACUGCAGUAUCACUCUAUCAUGUCAAAGCAAAGAGUCAUGAAGUUAGUGUGUUUCUCCUGGUUAACACCUUUCUGCAUUAUAGGCAUAAAUAUUUGUCUAACAUCAAGACUGAAGUUAUGCAGUCCUUAUAUUGCCAGACUGUUCUGUGUGAAUUGGAUUAUUGUUGCACUUGCUUGUUUCCCAGCUGAAACUAUGGUUAACAGCAUAGUUGCAUAUAUUACAAUACUCUUUUAUGUAUUUCAUGGUGUAUUCAUAGUUUGGUCGUACAUUUAUAUCAUUAGAACAUGUGUAAAUUCUAUAGAAAACAGGGCAAAGUUCAUGCAAACAUGUGUGCCACAUUUAUUCUCUUUGAUUACUUUUAUUUUCACGAUACUUUUUGAUCUUAUGAAUACACGAUUUGAUUCAGAGAAAUUACCUCAAUCACUUAAAAACUUUGUAGCAGUAGAAUUUCUUGUCAUACCUCCACUCAUGAAUCCUCUUAUUUAUGGUUUUAAGUUGACUAAAAUUAGAAAUAGAUUUCUGGGUUAUAUGACUUUUAGAAUGAAAUGA
This is a messenger RNA of Pleuronectes platessa (European plaice), 933 nucleotides long. Its product is annotated as olfactory receptor 1019-like. The record is from RefSeq and is a predicted model, not a curated record. Gene Ontology annotation, molecular function: G protein-coupled receptor activity; olfactory receptor activity. The transcript has a single exon. The coding region runs from base 1 to 933 and encodes 310 amino acids. Gene Ontology annotation, cellular component: membrane. Gene Ontology annotation, biological process: G protein-coupled receptor signaling pathway. NCBI's taxonomy places the organism in Eukaryota, Metazoa, Chordata, Actinopteri, Pleuronectiformes, Pleuronectidae.